AUGGCCGCGGAGAAGCUCAGGGAUUUGUCCCAACCUAUUGAUGUGCCUUUACUCGAUGCCACUGUCGCUGCCUUCUAUGGCACCGGAUCCAAGGAACAGAGAACUGCUGCUGACCAGAUUUUGCGGGAUUUGCAAAAUAAUCCUGAUACGUGGCUCCAAGUGAUGCAUAUUUUACAGAACACUCAAAGCCUAAAUACAAAGUUCUUUGCCUUACAGGUUCUAGAAGGUGUAAUUAAAUAUAGAUGGAAUGCAUUGCCUGCUGAGCAGCGAGACGGAAUGAAAAAUUUUAUCUCUGAUGUUAUUGUACAGCUAUCUCGCAAUGAAGUGUCAUUUCGAACAGAGCGAUUGUAUGUCAACAAACUCAAUAUUAUUUUAGUUCAGAUUUUGAAGCAUGAAUGGCCAGUGAGAUGGAGAAGCUUCAUUCCGGACCUUGUUUCAGCAGCUAAAACAAGUGAAACAAUUUGCGAGAAUUGUAUGGCAAUAUUGAAGCUCUUGAGUGAAGAGGUUUUUGAUUUUUCAAGAGGAGAGAUGACUCAGCAGAAGAUAAAAGAGCUUAAACAAUCAUUGAAUAGUGAAUUUCAGCUCAUACAUGAGUUGUGCUUAUAUGUGUUAUCAGCGUCCCAAAGAACUGAGCUCAUAUGUGCAACACUGUCUACAUUGCAUGCCUUCUUAUCAUGGAUUCCUUUGGGCUAUAUAUUUGAAUCACCAUUGCUUGAGAAACUGCUAAAAUUUUUCCCAAUUCCUGCUUAUCAGAACCUGACAUUGCAAUGCUUAACCGAGGUUGCAGCCCUUCAGUUUCGGAAUUACUUUGAUGCUCAUAUUAAGAUGUACAACAUAUUCAUGGUUCAGUUGCAGAGCAUACUUCCGCCCACUACUAAUAUACCUGAGGCAUAUGCACAUGGUUCAAGUGAAGAGCAAGCAUUUAUACAAAAUGUGGCACUGUUCUUCACAUCAUUUUUCAAGGUUCAUAUUCGAAUUCUGGAGUCCACUCAAGAGAAUAUAUCUGCUUUGCUUUUGGGUCUUGAAUAUCUCAUCAAUAUCUCAUAUGUGGAUGAUACUGAGGUUUUUAAGGUCUGUCUGGACUACUGGAAUGUCUUGGUUGCAGAAUUAUUUGAGCCACACCAUGGUUUGGAGAACUCUGCAGCAACAGCAGCAAGCAUGAUUGGACUUCAGGUGCCUGGUAUGGUUGACGGCAUUGGUUCACAGCUUCUUCAGCGCCGGCAACUUUAUGCUGGUCCCAUGUCAAAGUUAAGAAUGCUUAUGAUCUGUCGUAUGGCGAAACCAGAGGAGGUUCUCAUAGUUGAAGAUGAAAAUGGGAAUAUAGUGCGGGAAACAAUGAAAGACAAUGCUGUUCUUGUCCAAUACAAGAUUAUGAGGGAGACUCUUAUUUACUUGUCACAUCUUGACCAUGAUGAUACUGAAAAGCAGAUGUUGAGGAAGUUAAGUAAACAACUUAGUGGUGAGGACUGGACGUGGAACAAUUUGAACACACUGUGCUGGGCGAUAGGAUCUAUAUCUGGUUCCAUGAUGGAAGAGCAGGAAAACAGAUUUUUGGUUAUGGUCAUUCGUGAUUUAUUAAACCUAUGUGAAAUCACAAAAGGAAAAGAUAACAAAGCCGUUAUUGCUAGUAAUAUCAUGUAUGUAGUUGGGCAGUAUCCACGGUUUUUAAGAGCUCAUUGGAAGUUUCUUAAAACUGUUGUUAAUAAGUUAUUUGAGUUUAUGCAUGAGACACAUCCUGGAGUUCAGGAUAUGGCCUGCGAUACAUUUUUGAAAAUAGUUCAGAAGUGCAAGCGUAAAUUUGUUACCACCCAGGUUGGAGAAAAUGGGCCCUUUGUUUCUGAACUUCUUACUACUCUUCCAAAUACAAUUGCGGAUCUUGAACCCCAUCAAAUACACUCGUUCUAUGAAUCUGUUGCUUACAUGAUUCAAGCAGAGUCUGAUGUCCAGAAGAGAGAUGAAUAUCUUCAAAAGUUGAUGGUGCUACCGAAUCAGAGGUGGAUGGAGAUUAUUGGGAAGGCACACCAAAAUGUUGAUUUUCUGAAGGAUCAAGAUGUGAUCCGAAAUGUUCUUAAUAUAUUACAGACAAAUACAAGUGUUGCAUCUUCUCUAGGAACAUAUUUCCUACCACAGAUCACAUUGAUUUUUUUGGACAUGUUGAACGUGUACCGAAUGUAUAGCGAGCUUAUAUCGAAAAGUAUUGCAGAGGGUGGACCUUUUGCUUCUAGAACAUCCUAUGUGAAACUUCUACGUUCGGUUAAGAGAGAAACACUUAAACUGGUUGAUACAUUCUUGGACAAGGCUGAGGAUCAACCACAAAUUGCAAAACAUUUUGUACCACCAAUGAUGGAUCCUGUUCUUGGAGAUUAUGCUAGGAAUGUGCCUGAUGCAAGGGAAUCAGAGGUCUUGUCACUUUUUGCCACGAUUGUAAACAAAUAUAAAGCUGCAAUGGUUGAAGAUGUCCCUCGCAUAUUUGAAGCUGUUUUCCAGUGCACACUGGAGAUGAUUACAAAGAAUUUUGAAGACUACCCAGAGCAUCGGCUAAAGUUCUUCUCAUUACUGCGUGCCAUAGCUACUCACUGCUUCCCUGCUUUGUUCUGCUUGUCUAGUCAGCAACUGAAGCUUGUUAUGGAUUCAAUAAUAUGGGCAUUUCGGCAUACAGAAAGGAAUAUUGCUGAGACUGGGCUAAACCUGUUGUUUGAGAUGCUGAAGAAGUUUCAGGCAUCAGAGUUCUGUAAUCAGUUUUAUCGGACGUACUUUUUGACAAUUGAGCAAGAGAUAUUUGCUGUCUUGACAGACACUUUUCAUAAGCCUGGGUUCAAAUUACAUGUCUUGGUGCUUCAACAUUUGUUCUGUCUGGCUGACUCUGGCUCCUUAACUGAGCCUCUUUGGGAUGCUUCUACAAAUGCCUAUCCUUACCCAAGUAAUGCAGCUUUUGUACGUGAGUUCACAAUAAAACUUUUAAGCACUUCAUUUCGGAACAUGACUGCUUCAGAGGUUACUCAAUUUGUUAAUGGACUUUUUGAGUCAACAAAUGACCUUGCGAUAUUUAAAACUCACAUUCGAGAUUUUCUUGUACAGUCAAAAGAAUUUUCAGCUCAGGAUAACAAAGAUCUCUAUGCUGAAGAGGCUGCAGCUCAGAGACAUAGGGAACGACAAAGAAUGCUUUCUAUUCCAGGACUUGUUGCCCCGAGCGAGUUGCAAGAUGAAAUGGUUGACUCGUAGUAGGUUAUAUACAAUAUAGAAGUUAACACAUCACACCGGCAUUCGCCUUGAUUCAAUCAAAUACCGGACGGUUUGAGAACACAUGUAGCAUUUUGCUCUCAAAAAUCUUGUUCUCUGCUUUUCCCAAUGCAUCGUCUUGGGACUGGUUCCUGGUUUCAGAGGUUUGGCUACUUCCCUGUCUGGGUAAGUGUUAGAGUAUGCAGUUGCUAAUUUAGGAUAUAUAGUAGUCAUACGGGAGGGAUUUAUCAAGGCAGCUUUCCGUAGAAUCGCAGGAUGGAUGAGUCAAUUUUUUUUUUAGUAAUGAUCACUCCUUAGGUGUCACGUAACCUCUGACUAUUUGUGCAGAACAGUCCUUGUGGUUGGAUAUUUUGUUUUCUUUUCCACCUAUUAGUUUAGGGGAAUUGAUGUAACCAUGAUUGCAUUAAUAUAUGGUUUUCAUUUUCCUGGUGUUA
Vigna unguiculata (cowpea) is the source of this 3674-nucleotide messenger RNA. RefSeq names its product protein EXPORTIN 1A-like. The record is from RefSeq and is a predicted model, not a curated record. Gene Ontology annotation, molecular function: nuclear export signal receptor activity; small GTPase binding. Gene Ontology annotation, cellular component: cytoplasm; nucleus. Lineage: Eukaryota; Viridiplantae; Streptophyta; Magnoliopsida; Fabales; Fabaceae. Gene Ontology annotation, biological process: ribosomal large subunit export from nucleus; ribosomal small subunit export from nucleus; protein export from nucleus.